This is a messenger RNA of Chrysoperla carnea, 1698 nucleotides long. Its product is annotated as glutathione S-transferase C-terminal domain-containing protein homolog. The record is from RefSeq and is a predicted model, not a curated record. Bases 1 to 1641 code for a protein of 546 amino acids. NCBI's taxonomy places the organism in Eukaryota, Metazoa, Arthropoda, Insecta, Neuroptera, Chrysopidae. The transcript has a single exon.
AUGUGUGAACUAUAUAUCAAAUAUUACGAUCAUCUUCGAGAUAACCUUUUCGAAGUACCUCUCGAAUCUUUAAUAACGUUAUUUAUCUGUAAAUAUUUAACAGAUGUUAAAAUUAAAAAAAUUUUAAUUAAAGAUUCGAAUUCGAGAACUUUUAAACAUUGUGUUGAAAUAAAUGAUUAUGAAUUUUCGGAAACAUCAGUUUUAUGUGAAAUGCCGUGUAUUUAUACAAAAAAUACGAUAAUCGCAGGUUUAUGUGCUGUAAAUCGUGAAAUUAUCAAAAAUUCACAAUCCGAAAUCGAUUUAUUAGGUUUUAAAAGUGCAUGUUUAAAAGCACCGAAUGAAACAUCGAUAUGGACGAAAUUUUGUGAAAUUGAUAUGAUUUCCACAACAAAUUAUCUUAUUUGUGACCAAAAUUUGAAUAAUAUUAUUCCAGAAGAUAUUAUUCGAUUAGAAAAUCAUAUGUGCCAACCGGUUCGUAUUCAUAAUAUGUAUAAAAUUGCUCAAAACGAAAAUAAAACUAUUACUUUUCAAACUCCAAAAAAUGAGUUAAAUAUAUCACAUAAAUUCGUUGAAGGACCAUUCAUGACCAUAGCCGAUUUAAUAUUAUGGCCUCAAUUAUAUCUAAUUUUUAAUAAAUUUAAUUUCUCAACCGAAAUUCCAUUAACGUAUAAAUGGUAUGAAAAUCUAUCGGAAAACACUCAAAUUCAAAAAGCGAUCUCGAUUUUUAAAGUAACCAAAAAUAUUUGUACGAAACAUUUCGAAAAACCGUUCGUUAAAUCUGAAAGUCUGUAUAAAGCUGAUCCAAAACGAUAUAAACCACAAAAUCGUAUUUAUACCAAACAAAAUGAUAUCGAUAAAGCUUUAAAUAUUGCCACGAAAUUAUCUAUAGAAUCACCAGGGAAACCUUUUGGACAUGAAAUUGAAUUCGAUUGGAAUACAAUUCCAAUCGAAGCAAAUCCUAAUGGUGGUGCGUUACCGGUUUCUCGUGCUGAUAGAAAAUGCGAACAAUUAGAAAAUUUAGCUAAAUCAGUUAUAAAACUUGCAAAAGCACAGGAUACCAUUGUGGAUUUUUGCAGUGGAAGUGGACAUUUAGGAAUUCUUCUUGCUGUGAAAUUACCGAAUUGUCUAAUUAUUUUAUUAGAAAACAAAGAAGAAUCUUUAUCAAGAGCUAAAGAUCGAGUAGAAAAAUUACAAUUAGAAAAUGUAAAAUUUCUACAAUGUAACUUAGAUUACUUUAGCGGUGAUUUUAAUAUUGGCGUAUCGUUACAUGCGUGUGGUGUUGCAACGGAUCUUGUAAUACAGCACUGUUUACGAAGAAAUGCUGCGUUUGUUUGUUGUCCUUGCUGUUAUGGAGGUGUACAUGAUUGUCAUCAUUUAACGUAUCCCCGAAGUCGUAUUUUUCGAGAAUCCGGUUUAACACUGAAAGAUUAUCUAGUAUUAGGACAUUCAGCGGAUCAAACUCAUGGCGAUGAACAUGUGAAAAGUAAACAGGGUAAUCUUUGUAUGAAUAUUAUUGAUACAGAUCGAAUGUUUCAAGCCAAAGAAUUUAAAUAUGCCGUGUGUUUAGGUAAGUUAGAACCGAAUACGUGUACACCGAAAAAUAAUUUAGUGGUUGGAUGGCCUGAUGAUCAAAAUUGUUAGGGUUUAAAAUUUAAAAUGUUAUAAUUCUUUUGUUAAUAUUUGGAUUUGUAUAAAAAU